CAGUCAACUACUCCUAUCUCUCUUGAAAAAGUGAAUGAGGAGCACAAAGCUCGCCUCUAUUUUCCUUGGUUGUUUUCUGUUACUGUAUUUCCUUUUUAGUAAGUGAGAACUGAGAAGUGAUUGUGUUGAAUGAAUCAAUGGUGGAUCCAGAGAAGAAGAAGAGCUUCGUCAGAAUUAGUGACGUACUCGUGGCUUACGCCCUCUUCGUCAUGCCAAACUAUCUCUCCGAUGUUUGGGGAUUGAGUUUGACUCACGCCUCUCUCAUUUUGAGCAUUUCCAACGGAGUUUAUCGGAUAUUACCACUGUUCUUCCUCUACUUGGUCGACAGAUGUUUAGGCCAUUUGAAGCUUUUUGCCUUCACUAGCUUAGCUUAUAGCGCGGGAAUCACCAUGGUGGACAUGUCAGCUCCUCCCCUCGCGAACGCAGCAGGCACAUGUAAAAGAUACGAGCCAGAAUGUGUGUGGCUUACUCAAAAGGGCAUCCUCAUCGCAGGCUUGGCGUUGAUAGCUGUUGGAGCGGCUGCUAACCACGUGUCUCUAACACUGAUUCUCGUGGAUGUGUUGAUAUGUCUCAGAUAGCAGGCCUAUUUGGGGUGGUGUCUGUGUCUCUUGCUGGAGCCAUUGCUCUUCCCUACAUAAUUAAGACCACCAACUCUUAAGUUUGGGAUACCAGCCAUCUGCACUCUUAUACCUACUUUCCUUUUUUUCACCGGUUACUCCAACUACACAGUUGCCCUCUCUUCAAUGUGCUUCCGAUCCGAUCAGGACAGCAAUGGGACCGAUAACAAUGAAUUCACCACUACUAGGUGUCUCGGUUGGUUGCAUAAGGCCACCAAAAGAUAUGGCGACGAAAAAAGUCCCAAUGGAAAGAGCUGCAGCACAAGUGGAAGAGGCCCAAGAUUGCAAUCCGGAACAAGCAGCCAAGCUCAAUCGCAACGUUGGGAGACUUAGACUGCCUAUUCAAGUACUCCUACUAGUAAGAAUCACAACAAAAGAUUUGCUAGGAAACAAGGUUGAAAAAUGGUUCCUGGGGCCAUCUAGAAGCAACCGGGCACCCUCCUUUGGGAUAGCAGCGGGGAUGAUGUGUUUGAUCCUGUGCUGUGUAAGUGCAGCUUUGGUGGAGAGAAAGAGGCUUAACGUUGUGAGGAGCGAUGCCUUGUUAGACCAGCCGGAUGCGCAGAUCAAGAUGAGUAUGUAUUGGCUGAUUUUCCAGUUUGUUUUAUUAGGAGGGAUGGAAUCCUUUUUGGACAAGAGUGUGAGUGCAUACUACAAAUUAAGAUCAGUCAUUCGUAUCAGUGCAAAAAUACGUCGAAAACUUCAUUCAAGGUUCGACCGGUUUGGGAUACAUGUGCAGUUGUGUUUGUGUGUAUGUUGUUGGGAAGAUAAGUGAGAGAGGAGGCAAGUCAAGCUGGUUUCAACAUAGCUUGAACCAGAGUUGUCUGGACCGGUACUACUGGGUGCUGGCGGGUUUGAGUUUGCUGAAUAUGGUGUUGUUCGUGUUUGUGGCCUCGUGUUAUAGAUGCAAGAACCCGAAAGAAGAUAUGGCAGGCGCCAGGCAGGGAAGCGCAUGAUGCGGGUGCCGCCUGAUUACAUGGAUGAUGUAAUGAAGGAUGAUCAUUUUAUUGUUGUGUAUAGUAGAUGUAUCACCAAAUGUGUUAGAUGAUCUUUUCUCAUCAUAAUAUGUCACGUUCUUGCUUUUGUUAACACUUGGAUCGGUAUAAACAACUCCUUCUAUGUUGUUUCUUAGCAGCAGUGCUCAUAUGUAUAAGGAUGUUCUUGAAAUUUCAGUCAACAUAUUUUUUCUGUUUAAA
This is a messenger RNA of Salvia splendens (bonfire salvia), 1810 nucleotides long. RefSeq lists its product as uncharacterized. The transcript has 3 exons. Bases 138 to 578 code for a protein of 146 amino acids. Lineage: Eukaryota; Viridiplantae; Streptophyta; Magnoliopsida; Lamiales; Lamiaceae. The record is from RefSeq and is a predicted model, not a curated record.